This is a messenger RNA of Microbotryum saponariae, 1435 nucleotides long. NCBI's taxonomy places the organism in Eukaryota, Fungi, Basidiomycota, Microbotryomycetes, Microbotryales, Microbotryaceae. The record is from the annotation of a GenBank genome assembly.
AUGGGCCUCGUCGUCGUCGUCCUCCUCCGCAAUUCCUCCCCCGCGGUCCAACAUCGACGAUGAGCGCAGUCGAUUCGCUCCUACGACCGCCUCGUCGUCGUCCGUCUUGGCCCCACUUGCGCCACCGCCGGCCUCCUUGGCUCCCCCACCCCGCCUGUACGGCUACACCCUCCCCCUCCCCGAUGACGAACUCGUCCCCCGCCUGAUCGGCAAGUCCGGCCGCGUCGCUCGCCAGAUCCAACAUGCCUCCGGUGUGGCCCGCAUCGCCUCGGGUCAUCUCCCCCUACCCGAUCGUCGCGACCGGCCCGUCCCCGUUCUCGAGUUCCGAGGCACCCUCACCGAGGUGCACAAGGCCGUCGAAGGCGUGCGUCAAGCCGUACUCGACACCGUUCGUCCCCCACCGCUCGCUAGUGCCUCCGUAGCCGACGACAUCGCUUUCGGCACCUUGCAUCUCGACGAUUGGUGCGUUCUCGACCCACGUCACUUGGUCCUCCUUUCGGGUCCCUCAGAUCGUUCGUCCAUGUCCGAUCUACUACGAACCAAGUUGCCCAAGAACCAUCAACCGCUCUCAAUCGAAUUGAACAACCGCGUCGAUACGAUGAAUUGGAAACCCAUCGUCGAACCCAACCCCGUACCUCGUCGAGCCGCGUCCCCUCCUCCUCCUCCAACUUCUACUGGUGGUUGGGGUCGAGCGCGAUCCCCUUCGUUCUCGACGAACGACCUUUCGGAAUCGGUCAAAAAACGUCGUGUCGACGCGAUCCCCGCUCCCCCUCUUCCUCCAGCAAGACAUGUCCCCGAUUCAGUCCGCAACGAGUCAUACGACGUACUGAUCGAGUAAGUCCCUCUCCCCCCCCCCUCGUGAAACCCCCCUUUCCUAACCACCUUUCUAACCCGAACCUCUCUCUCUCAAAAAAAAAAACCCCCUCCCCCUAGACUUCCCUUCGAUGCCGCGCCGGCCGUGAUCGGCCGAGCCGGUCGAAGAAUGCGAGAAAUCCACGACCUGUCCAGAGCUCGUUGUCGCGUCAACGCCGAUGACCCUACCCGAAACCCAACCUUCUGUCUCUCCGGUUCGGUACAACAAAUGAGGAUCGCACUGGCGAUGGUGCAGGAUAUAGUGAGGAAUGAAGUGGAUAGGUCGUGGUGCGCGCCUUGGUUGGAUGAGAAGGGGAGGAUCGGUUUGGAAAUUAAGGGGGGACGUGAGGGUGGGGUUGUGGGGGGAGUUGGGGCUGGAAAUGGUAAUGGUAAUGGUAACGGAGGAGGAGGAGGGGGUGGUUAUGGGGGUAUAGGAAAGGGGAGGAGAAGAUCUCCUUCUCCACCUCCUCCACCUCCUCCUCCGAGGAGUAGUUCUUUAAGGAAUGAGAGGAGGAGAUCACCGCCGCCUCCACCUCCUCCUCCACCACCACCUUAUGCUUCGAGGGAUCGUGGUGGGUGGUGA